AUGGCAAGCAACGUCUGCUCCCCGGAGCACUGGAAGAGCCCUGCAUCCCCGACUGCGGAUCGUUGUGGCAGCCUGCUGGAGUACAACAAAGCCAUCAACGCUUGCGUGAAGCAGUCGCAGUGGCAACGAGCAUUGGCUUUGGUGCCCGAGCUGGAAGAGUACGAACUUCAAGCUUCGCUAGUGACCUACAACACAGCAGCCAGUGCUUGUGUCCGCGGAGCGCAGUGGGAAUUGGCAUUGUCGUUCCUGCAUCAGCUACAGCAUGGCCGUCUUGCGGAUGUGAUCACCUUCUCAACGACGCUGAGCUCUUUGGAGGUUGCUAGCCUGUGGGCCGAGGCUAUAACCCUUUUGCUGUCGAUGGCCGAUGUGGAAGUUGUCCGGAACUCCAUCACCUACAAUGCGGCCAUCAGUGCCUGUGCCAAAGGCUACUCGAACGAAUCUUCGACAUGUGAGGCAUGGGUAGUAGCGCUCUCACUGCUGCACGAGCUAGAACUGGAGAGAUUGGAGGCCUCCAUCAUCCCUUACAAUGCAGCCACCAGUGCCUGUGCCAAAGGAGGCCGCUGGGACCUUGCGGUAGCCUUGGCUGCCAGCCUCAAGCCGAGAAGCCUCGAGCCGGAUAUCGUCACGCAGAACUCUCUCAUCUCGGCGCUUGAGUUCGGCUUAUGGAAAGAGGCUGUGCUGCUGUUCAGUGAAUUGGCGGAGCUUUCUUUGCAACCUACCAUCGUGACCUUCAACUCGCUUUUGAAAACCUGCGCGACUGGAGAAGAGUGGCAACAAGCACUGAGCUUGCUGCCGGAAAUGAAGAAUCGAAAGCUCCUGCCAAACACGAUCACCUUGACAACGGCCAUCAGCGGCAGCACCCGCAGCUCUCAAUGGGAAAGCUCGCUGAUUCUUUUCCGCGACAUGAGACAAAGCACGGUUCUCGCAUACAAUGCAGCAAUCAGUGCAUGCGAAAGUCAGGGGUUGUGGGAGUACGCUCUCCAAUAUAUGGCCACCUGGAGCUUGAACUUCGCAAGUCAGGCUGAACUGUCGGCAGAGGGCUUCCAAGCGGACAUCGUCACUUACAGCACAGCGACACUGAGGCUGCAAGCUUGGACACUUCGUGUGCAGCUCCGUGCCACGUUGCCUGUUGUGUUAGUUUUGCGCAUGCAGUCUCAGGUGGAUGCGAUCGCCUACAAUGCCUCUAUCAGCUCCUGUGAGAAGGCAGCGAAGUGGGAGGAAGCUUUGGGCCUCCUCAGGCAGUUGGAGGCCUCUCCCGGGCUCCAGGCUGAUGUGUCCCUUGCCCCAAAUCUGCGACUCAUGCUCGUGCAGGAGGUCCUGGUGCUCGGGGGACACCUUGAAAUAGGUCCUGAGCACGACCGGAUGUCAGCUGUCAGAGAAAACUUCACGGCACUCCAUUCGAUUGCCGUGCGAGGCCGUUGGCGAGUUGCUCUCUCGCUCCUUGAUGAGGGCAGAAGCUUGCAGCUAGCAGCCACGACAGUGGCAUGCAACGGGACCAUGAAUGACACGGGAAGACCAUCUUCAGUUUUUGAAGUUGUCAAGAUAGCAUCGACAAGUCAAGUCAUGAUCGACGUUGUCUUGCAGGCCAGUGGCGAAUGCUCCGCCAUAUCUGCACGGGAGAAAGUCGGUCAGUGGGCGGCCGCGCAUUGGCUACUAUGGGAGCUCGAGGCCAUGAAAGUUCUUGCAGGAUGUUGGAGUGGAACUGUGGAGCACAAGGCUUUCAAGCUUUUGCGAAAGUUGCGCAUCUUGCCUUUGUUGCGCGUUUUAGCCCGAGGAUUCGAAAUGAAUGUUGCCACCUUCAAUGCGGCGGUGGGUGCGAAGCGGUGGCUGUCGCAGAUGCAAGAGGCGAGGGUGAACCCGAAUGCGGUCACCUACUCUUCGACCAUCCAUGCGCUGACGAAGGCAAAUCUGGUGGAAGAUGCGAUCGAAGCGCUAGUUGGCAUGGAGGAGUCGUCUCUGAAGCCGGAUGCGUCUGCUUAUGCGCGGGUGAUUACGGGCUUGGCCCGGGCAAACCGCGACCGCGAAGCAGCGGCGUGGCUACAAACCAUGUCAGAGGCCAAGCUCAGUCCCAACACGCCAGUCUACAACUGGGUCAUUGCAGCGUGCAAGAAGACUAAGAACGCUGAUUUGGCUGAAUCCAUGAUGCGUGAAAUGCUUGCAAAUGGUAUGAUGCCCAACGACUUUAGUGCCGUGGCAGCAUAA
This is a messenger RNA of Symbiodinium sp. CCMP2456, 2202 nucleotides long. Lineage: Eukaryota; Dinophyceae; Suessiales; Symbiodiniaceae. The record is from the annotation of a GenBank genome assembly.